UUUUUCUGAACUUCUGCAGCGCGCAUUUACGCACAGCCUGACGCAGCGCGUGCAGAAUAAAAACGGAUCCGUGGAACAUUUCGGCGCGUCCUCGGGAAUCCCUCUCCUCCUCCUCCUCCUCCUCCUCAUCAUCACCACCUCAUGCUCCAGGACUUGGCCCUUGGCCCUGACACUGUUGACGUUUCCAUGGAAACCCUGGCCUCCGUUUGGGUCCAUGACCCCUGUGACCUCAGCGACCUCGGAGAGAAGUCGUCUGUUUGGGAGUCUCAGUGUGUUUACAACAGCUCGCCCCCUGCUGGUCUGAUGUGGUCUGAGCAGCUCUCCCCUCACCUCCAGAGAAACAAACAGCUGCAGGACACUCUGCUGCAGAGAGAGGAGGAACUGGCCAGACUGCAGGACGAGAACAACAAACUCAGAGAGUUCCUCAACUCUUCAUUUGUGAGGAACCUGGAGCAAAAGGCAAAGAAACUGACCUGUGACAGGAGGAGGAAGCUGAAAAGAAACCUGAGGCACAUUGAUGAGGGAUCGUUCCAGUCCAGCAGUCAUCAGCUCCGAACCUCCCAGCAGGUCAGCAAGAGAGUCUGCAGGAACCUCACUGCCGAGUUCGGCUGCGAGUCCUCCGAGACAUCCUCCUCCUCAGAACCAAACCUGGACCUCUGGGUUCUACGAACGUUGGGACUGAAGGACAGAGACACCAUCGAUACGUCCAAUGACUCCUCCUCCUCGUCUGGAUACAGCUUCAGCAGUUUGGUGUAUGAUGAAGCAAUCACGUCUUCCUCAUCCUCUGAAUACACCCUCAACUCCUCUUUCAGCCCUUCAGUCACCACUUCUACGCCUUCUUCUGUCCUCAGCUACUGCCAAAGACCCACACAGCAGGCUGAUUAUAGCUACAGUGCUGCUGAAUGCCAAGAAGUAAACUGUGGUAAUGCUGCCAACUCACCUCAGAACUGCACAACAUCUCUGAGUCAACGCUCUGACUUCACUGCCACCGGACUGACCGGACUGUACGAAGCUCCUGAAGCGGUGAUCAGGAGCUACGACACAGUAACUGCCUUCCAAUCUCCAGCACCUACAGAGGAACUACCUUUAACCCAGUCACCAGUCAGAGCAGAGAUCUGCUCCAUCACUGCCUCAAGUCGAGUCCAAACUCUGGAGGGAAACCCAGCGAAACAUCCGGCUUACUGGUCUCCACUGAGAAGCAGCCGGACACCAUCACAGGACACGAUCCAGUUCAGUCCACCAGGAGAAAGACUCCAUUUCUCUCCCAUCUUGUCUUCAAGUCCUGCCAUGACCCAGGUGCGGACACCUGUCUGCGGCAGCAGCCCAACGAGUCCGUCAGUGGGAUCUCAGCCUCCUGCCACGCCUGAGACGCCUCACAGCCGGACAGAUUUGGCGUUCAGUAUGUCCCUCAGCCCGUCCAACAGUGUCAAGACCCACAGCUUCCCUCAUGGACAAGCCUUUGUCAGAAAGGACACUGAAGGAAGGUGGAAGUUCACCUGGGUGCCCAAACAAGGACCAUAGGCAGCUCAGAAAGCUCCACAUUACAUGUCGUUGGUACCUGAACAAGUGUCCCAGGCCAGCUUUCAGGACUCUAAGUCCAUGUUGAACUUGUUGACGUCUUGUUUGUCCUGGACCCUCAAAGAGAUUCUGUUUAUACAAGACAAUGCAGGCAGCACGGACACUUCAUACAAACAUGCAGUUCUUGAACUCCCCUCAAAGACUUUAUUAUGAUACGGUUUUACACAAAAGACCAGUCAGACCUGAUGAUCCUGACAUUCAUAAAAAAGCAGUGUUGCUUUUUUCGUACAUCACUGCGAAAGUUCAGAAUACAAAAGGACUUGAAAAUGCUAAUGAUGAAUUGUUAAACUGAGGUACGAUGAGGCUAACCAGCUUGUUUUAGGCUUUACAUCUAGAGCCAAACUGUGGGCGUUACGCAGCGUUUUACAUUUUAAUCACGUAGCCAAUAAAUGAGUGUAACAUUAAAAAUUAACAGGACUGCCUAAACUGUUUUGUAUUAUGUAAGUUUUUAUUUAGUUCAUGUGUGAAACUGCCAUGUCAAAAGGUCAGCAAUGUCCCUUGCGCCACGUUGUGUCCCUUGUUACACUAUUAAUAAACAAAUGCAAAGACUGGAAGAAUUCAAAAUGGUGCCACGAAGCAAACUGCCUCCGAACUAAAGACAGAAACUGCACUGAUUUUAGCAGAUACAGAAAAGUGAUUAGAGAUUACAUGUUAGCUUAAAGUAAGUGCUAAAAACUUGAUGAUGAUGUUUAAUGCACGGACGUACUUUCCACACUUAAAGUGCGGUUACUGUGACGCCUGUGCUGUUUCAUCAAAGUACAGCUGAAGGUCAGCCUCCAGCAAAUAAAGGGCGGGCCAGGAUGUGAGCUCACGUCCUCCUACUGCCAACGUCCAGUGAAACUACAACUAAGAAGACAACGCUGGGUUUUGUACUCGAAGCAUGUGUAGUCUCGCUCUGCGUACAGUCCAUGUAGUUACAAAAAAUGGGCUGCACUGCAUAGGAGUCUGUGCAGAUGCGUCACACAGACCAAAGCAGACCCUCGUGAACAUAUUAUUUGAUUGUCAAAAACAAAGCAGAAUUUCUGAAAGAAGUCACUGCCGUUGGGAACUGCCCAUUGGUUCGACAGCCCAUUGGUUCGACAGCCCAUUGGUUCAACAUCCCAUUGUUCCGACCAUAUUAAACUCAUUGUUCCGAAGUCCGUUCCGAAAUCAUCACGAUGCCCUGUGGUUAAGGUCUGGUUAGGUUUAGGCACAAAAACCACUUGGUUAGGGUCAGGAAAAGAUCAUGGUGUGGGUUAAAAUGAAAAAGAAAGUGACAAACACAUAAGCUGUGAGCCUGCUCCGCCUCAAGCCGGUCGUGGCGCACCAUACGCCCGCCGCGAGCCGAUCAGCACCACGGACAGUCGGACUAAUGGGCUGUCGGACCAAUGACAUGGACCCGUUUUCACACCACCAGCAAACUGGUACAAAUUAGUACAAAACCUAAAUGAUAUUACUGUAAAUUAACUUCUGUAAACGCUCCAGCCGGCAGCUUGUACACCAUCUGACCAGCGUAACAGAAAGCACUUCUGAACACAAGUGAAGCAUCGGCUGAAUCUGUGACCGACACCACGAGGUUUUGCACUCUAGUUUUCAUUUUACCAAACAUUAGCUGAGGUUAGCAUUCAAACACAACAGUAGCUGAAAGAGUAUGCUAACAAAAACACCUGUUUUUUUAUAACUGCAAAACACAAUUUCACACGUGAUUCAUUCAUGUACUUGCAUCUGUGGUUUUCAGAUAUUCGACGUUAAAUGUAAGACUUCAUGUCGUCACCGUACUGAGAAAGAAACGUUGAUGAUGUAAUAUCACAUUUUACACAAAGACGUGGUUUUUGGAAAUUGCACUUCAUGAAUUGAACACCAUAGGCCACAUAUUAUCAGUGACACCACAUGAUCAAAUCAUUAUAUUUUCCUCCGGAGUCUCCAGACGUGCUUGUAGCCGGCCCGUCUCCAGGUCGAGCCCCUCUUUCAUUUCUUUUCAACAUCUCCGCAUUUCUGUCAUGAGCACCCUCUGGCUCCCCUGCACGACCUUGUCCAAUGAUUUCUCCAAACCUUCCUCUUGAGCGUCUUAUCAAGGCUUAUCUAAAGGUCAUCAAAUCUAUAGAUUACUUAUUCUAGCAGUUCUAUUACUUGUUCGUUCGUCACAUCAGCCACACAUUUCCGGGACUUGCUCCAUAAAGCUCUCUCCAUACAACACAGCUGACGGCUCGAUUGUUUGUUUGCGUUGGAGACGUUCAGGUGAUUUCAGACGUUUCAUCUUACGUAAGGGAUCAGAUCCGGGUGAUUUAAAAUCCGGGACGGUUUGCAUAAAAAAACAACAUUUUUUUCUGGCGAUUGGGUUGAAAUGUAAAUUAAUUUCACAAGUUUAAUUUGCCCUUUAAUAAAAUGAUGUUAAAUCUAAAAACCACACGUCUUCAUCAUAUGAGCUGAAAACAUUACUUGUGUACAUAUUUUGUUUCAUCACAGGAAAUGAUGUAAAAACCACAUGUGCCUAAAUGUGGAUUCUUUCUAUGUGUAAAGCUUCACCUUUAUUACAAAGUGGAAUUGUUUUUCUUACAUGUGCUGUGUAUUUAACGUCACAUAUCUGAAAAUAACAUGUCUAUGUUGUGAACAUCUGAGUUAUUGCCCAUAUGUAUGCGUGACAGUUUAACUGAGGAUGUUUAACACAGGACUAACAUGUACAAUGUGCUUCUUAUAAUUUGUAAAAAUGUGUAAAACACCUGAAGGUGACAUGUGCCUACAUGUUAAAUGUCUUUGCCAGGUUACAAACUUUAAGAUUAAAUUUUUUUGCUGUUGAAUUCGGUGCAGAAAAUUGCUGGUGUGACUGCUGCUGAAAGCAAUGAUAAAAAUUCAGAAGCAACGGAGACACAUUUGAAGGGAACAUGAAGACUGUGUCAAAGUCUUCAUGUUUCAUGAGCUUUUAAAUGUCUAACAGGAUGUUUGUGUGCUGUAAUGUUCGUACAUGAACGUGUGCAGAAUGUAAUGAGGAAACUGUAACUGACCGUAAACUGUCGACUAACAGAAAACACACGGACACGUCUGAGUCGUCUCUGUUUGAUUUACAAACCUCACCUUGUCUCAUAAAAUGUCCUGUACGUGUU
Messenger RNA from Epinephelus fuscoguttatus (brown-marbled grouper), 4658 nucleotides. It is a transcript of the gene gmnc, whose product is annotated as geminin coiled-coil domain containing. The record is from RefSeq and is a predicted model, not a curated record. NCBI's taxonomy places the organism in Eukaryota, Metazoa, Chordata, Actinopteri, Perciformes, Serranidae. Bases 142 to 1521 code for a protein of 459 amino acids. Gene Ontology annotation, biological process: negative regulation of DNA replication; negative regulation of cell cycle. Gene Ontology annotation, cellular component: nucleus. The transcript is spliced from 5 exons.